AUGCCUCGUCCUCCGUCUCAGAGUGACUAUCUUUUGCCGCCGCCCCCCUCUCCUCCAUCAAUCACCAGCUCCCGGCUGGCGGUCCUGCUCGCCACGUGCAGAGCCCUCAUGCGAUCUCCUUCUGGCGACUCUCAUCACGUCCGGAUGCUCGUAGAUCCUGGCUCCGAACUCACAUUCAUCUCGAGAUCUUUGGUGAAACAACUACAAUUCCCGAAGCAACCAUCGGCGAUCCCUAUCCUCGGCAUCGGCGGGUUUCAUUCCGGACGCACGUGUGGCACCGUCUCGGUAACCCUUCAAUCCAUCCACUCUCCUUGGUCUAUUCUCAUUACCGCUCACGUGCUUCCCAAGCUCAUCACCCGACUUCCCUUAUUUGGGCCUUUAGAUCGCCAGUGGACUCAUCUGCAGGGACUUCUCUUGGCGGACCCGACCUUUCUCAUCCCGGGACGCAUCGAUUUAAUUCUCGGAGCGGACACGUAUGGACUCUUCGUUCAAUCGGAGAUUCUCAAGGGGGCCGAGUAUGAGCCCGUCGCUCAACGCACCAUCUUCGGCUGGAUCGUUCUCGGUCCACUCUCAAUCCCAUCACCUUCCGAGACCACGGCCUGCCAGGCCACCGCGAGUCAAGACAUUCAUGAUCUUCUGACCUCAUUCUGGCUUCAGGAGGAAGUCCCCUCCACAACCGCUAACCUCUUCACCCCGGAAGAAGCAGAAUGUGAGACCCACUCCAAGGCCACCCACUCGCGGGACCCCUCCGGCUGUUACAUUGUACGGCUCCCAUUCAAGUCACCGGCCACACAACUGGGUAACUCUCACCAGACCGCUCAGGCGUGCUUGCAGCGCCUCUUACGACGCUUCUCAUCGGACGAGGCCUACCGGCUCCGCUACUCUUUAUUCAUGCGCGAGUACGAAGAGUUACGGCACAUGACAAGGGUCCCUCUUUGCCGCUCAGACUCAACUCCGGUAUACUACCUCCCCCACCACGCGGUACUCAAGGGGGACGACAUUAGGGUGGUCUUCAACGGCUCCAGCAUCACCAGCACCGGCUUAUCCCUGAAUGAUCUACUUCAUACGGGCGCCAAACUGCAGUCUGACAUUUCUGACGUCCUCCUCUGGAUCCGGCUGCAUCGGUACAUAUUUAUCACAGACAUCCGGAAAAUGUUCCGUCAGAUCAUGCUUCACCCGGACGACUGGGUAUUUCAGCGCAUUCUCUAG
Messenger RNA from Temnothorax curvispinosus, 1209 nucleotides. RefSeq lists its product as uncharacterized. The transcript has a single exon. The coding region runs from base 1 to 1209 and encodes 402 amino acids. Gene Ontology annotation, molecular function: aspartic-type endopeptidase activity. Gene Ontology annotation, biological process: proteolysis. The record is from RefSeq and is a predicted model, not a curated record. Lineage: Eukaryota; Metazoa; Arthropoda; Insecta; Hymenoptera; Formicidae.